Molecule: messenger RNA, 6944 nt
Organism: Pristis pectinata (smalltooth sawfish)
Lineage: Eukaryota; Metazoa; Chordata; Chondrichthyes; Rhinopristiformes; Pristidae
Product: non-muscle caldesmon-like
Exons: 14
Coding region: 292-1956 (554 amino acids)
Biological process (GO): angiogenesis; muscle contraction; actin filament bundle assembly
Cellular component (GO): actin cytoskeleton
Molecular function (GO): calmodulin binding; actin binding; myosin binding
Source: RefSeq, a predicted model, not a curated record
CAUUGACUUUGGGAGGGGCCUAGGCAUGAGUGGAGUUUUAUUGAAUAGAACUGUAUGGGUGUUUUGACUGCCUGUACUUCCCUGCCGUCCUGCUGCAUCGUAGCUUGUAUUCUUUGAAAGCCAGCCAGCGUUUAAGCUACAGAGAGAUACUUCAAGGACGUUGGUUUACUGUAUGUGAAUAAGAUCUCUGAGGUGGGAUUGCAAGGCCAGCGUUUGAUCAACGAGAGUGGUGUUGACAAUUCAAUUACCCCUAUUUUUACCAAGGCAGAGCAGAACAUUUGCCCGUAAACCAUGGAUAUGGAUGAGUUUGAACGCCGUAGGGAGGAACGCAGGAAAAAGCGUGAGGAAAUGCGCCGAGAGGUGGAAAGAAUGACCAGUCAGCGGACAGAUGACGACGAAGAAGAACUCGCUAAAGAACGGCGUCGCAAAGCUCGCCAGGAGCGGCUGCGGGAGUCCGCGCUCAAUCAGGACACGCUGGAAUUCAAUUCGCAGCACAGUGCAAUGGAAGAAGAGACCAAAGUUUCGAGAGCUCAGAACAUAAUGGAUGAUGAUGACGAGAUGGCAGAGAGGUUGCAGAAGAGAGAAGAACGACGUCAGAAACGCCUUCAAGAGGCCAUGGAGCGCCAAAGUGCAUUUGACCCAACAAUAAGAGAAACUCAAGACAUUUCGAAAGGAAUCCAAAGAAAUGAGAGAGAGGAGGAGGAGGAGACCAACCAACGAAAUGAGUGGCGGCAAGAGCCGGAACCAGAACCGGAAAUGGAACCAGAGCCAGAGCCAGAGCCAGAACCAGAACCAGAGGCGGAACCGGAGCCUGAACCUGAGCCCGAGCCUGAACCAGAGCCCGAACCUGAGCCAGAACCAGAGCCAGAGCCGGAACCGGAAGAGGAAAAGGAACAGAUUGUAGAAGAAAAAUUUGAAAAACCAUACCACAUUGAAAAGAAAAGCCAGGUAUGGAAGGAAGAAAUUGUUGAACGCACUGAGAAGAAAAUAACAAAAGUAGGCUCUGAGAACGGAGAGGCACUCCAUGAAGAGAUUACACAGAAACUUAAAAAGACGGAAAGAGUGUCGAGCCACUCAGAUUCCAAGGCGGCCCAAGAGGCAGAAGAAGCCGCAGCCAAACUGGAGGCGGAGAGGAAGCUGGAAGAACUGAGGCGACGUCAGGAUGAGAAAGAGAGCGAGGAGUUUGAGAAGAUGAAGCAGAAACAGCAGGAAGCUGCGGUUGAGCUGGAGGAGCUGAAGAAAAAGCGAGAAGGGCGCAGGAAGGUACGAGAAGAGGAAGAGCAGAAGCGGCAACAGGACGAGGCUGAGAGAAAGGCGAGGGAAGAGGAGGAGAAGAGAAAGCUGAAGGAAGAGAUUGAGAGACGAAGGGCUGAGGCAGCAGAGAAACGGCAGAAGCCAGAAGAUGCUGAGACAGCCAAUGAUAAUGAGCCCUUCAAAUGUGUGAACCCUCGCGGUUCCUCCCUAAAAAUUGGUGAAAGGGCAGACUUUUUGAAUAAGUCAGCGAAAAAGAGCACAACCACCAAGGUUACGCGCCCCCUACUGGGUGUCUCCAAGAUUGACAGUAAAUUGGAGCAGUACACCAGUGCAAUUGAGGUUGCCAAAACAACCAAAGGAGGCAAAUCUUCAGCUUCAGAUCUCCCACUGACAGCUGAAGGGGUGCGGAACAUAAAGAGCAUGUGGGAAACUGGUGAUGUGUAUAGUUCUACUUCCCCAUCUAAUAAGGGUACACCCAACAAGGAAGUAGCAGGCCUGAAAGUUGGCGUUGCCGGUCGCAUCAACCAGUGGCUCACCAAAACUCCUGAAACAAACAAAUCACCUGCAUCUAAACCCUCAUUGAUUCCUCCACUUCCUUUCUUUAUACCUUCGUUCAUUUCUUUCCGGUUUGGCAUAUCUUCUCCUUCUUUCUUUCUUCUACUUCCUGGUGGUCAGAGAUUCUUGUCAAUAAUCAGGAUGUGAAGCCAGGAGAUGUAUCAAGCAAGCGCAACCUAUGGGAGAAUAAAACUGAUUCUUCCAACGGAAAAUCAGCCACCCCUUCUAAGGUCAUCAUUGGAUAGAAGAUAUAUCUAUAUUCAUGCCCAUUCCAACUUUGUCAAAGAUGUAAACUGUUACAUCCCUGGAAUGGCUGUACAAAACAAAGAUGUCCACCAGGGAACUAUUUAAAUAUUAUUAGUGAUAAUCCAAAUAUUAUACUGAAAUUUUUGAUCCUAAUCCUGUAACUUAUCAAAAUGAAGAAAAGUUCUGAUUGGUAUUUUGUGCUAAGAUUAAUAAGGAAGAAACAGUAUUAGAAAGUUUAGAGCAAAUUGGUAUCAGAAUGGGUCUUCAAAAGUUAAAAAUUCCAUUCACCAACAAACAGUCAAAAUCAGAUCUUGACCCCCAAAUGUCAGUCAGAUGAGCUGGAUUGAAAUGUCAGUUUUCACUGUCACUUGAACGUGACUGCUUUUCGUUGGUGACUGUUGUCAUUUUACAACCAGCCCAAUCUUUCAAGUACAUUCACAUACCUGCUGAACCACUAGUGUACCAUGGAACAAAGUGAACAUUUCAAGACAGUCAUAUAACUUUAUUCCUGUCCACUUAUCAUCAAAUUUUCAAAGAUCAACAUCCCUGCUCCAGCCAGGAUCACUUGGCUCGAAAUUGGUUUACGUAGCUCCAAAAAAAAACAGUGCCCUGCUGUUGAAAAUCACGUUAACCCAGAGUGGAUCAAUGUUGGGUGCUUUAGCAUCCAUUGGGAAGUUUGCCUUCUCAUUUUUUGGUGGGUCUUUCAUCCUCCCUAGCACUUCCUUUCAACGUAAAGCUCUCCCAAAUGAUGCCAAUAGUCAUGCAAUAUAAAAAAAAUCUGCCUGCAGUGAGUUUUCCAACAUUGCUGGUCUGGAAAACAUUCCAAUUUAUGCACAAAACAACUAGGUUUUACUAAUACUGCAUCCGCUGAAUCUCUGCUGUCUGAAGGGCUAACACUCAAUCUGCACUUUUUGUUCUCACUUCCUAUGACCUCAAAGUCACAAUCAUAGUCACAGUCACUCUCAGCUUCCCAACUUCAGGAUUAUUCCAGGCUGCUGCCCUCUGCAUGAGGGAUUUCACCCAAACUUGACAUUCAAAGACAGAAGACUUCAUCUAUUUUUCCAUCCAGCCCACAGGACCUGGUCAUUUACCUGCACCACAGGUUUUCCCAAAGUGCAGACUUGCAAUCACAACCUCACAGAGGACCUCUUACCAGGAGUGCUUUGUUGAGUCUGGAGAAGACAGAGAACGUUCCUCCAGCAAGUGUUGUUCUUCACCUUCAUGGCCAGGUCAACCCCUUGGGAACACCCUCCUAACCUGCCCUCCCUUCAUUACGACAACAAUUCAUUGAGUAGCAGCCCUCUCCUGUAGCUGAAAGAGUUCUGACUGUAUUGUGGUUAUGUCCCUUUUUAGCUACACGCUGACUAAUGCAAGAACUUGCAGCAUAUCAGUACAGAUUGCCAUGUUGGAACUGACAAAAAAUAACACGCUGUUCUUUAAAGCUUGCCAUGGAAGUUCUAAAUCUUAUAGGACAUUCACAAACAGCUUUUCAGUGAUGCACACUGUCAUUAAAAAAGAUUGGUAUGGAGUAAUUUCUAGACUGUGGUGUUCAAAUUGCCAGCUGUACUCUGGAGAACUGUGUCUAGGCUCUGCCCAGGGUUUUGCAAAGUCAGGGAGCAAGCAUAAUUUGGUUAACUAGCCUCUGUAAAAUACCCCUCAUGUGUAGGUGAGUGGUAGAAUCUGGGAGGAGUGGAUGGGAAUGCAAGGAGAAUUUUUAAAAUAUGGGAUCAUUGCAAAUGGGUGCUUGAUGGUCAGUGUAGACCUGGUGUUGUGAUUCUAUGAUAAUCAGUGUGAAUGUGUAUCCACCACUACAUAUUAUGUAUUGGUACAUUAACAUGCCACAUGACCAAUCCGCCAACCAUACAUGUCUUUUGGUUAUUUAGGCCCGGUCAGAUUGUUGUAUUUGGUAAAACAAUCUCGGCAAGAAGGUCUCCAGCUGGGACUUGGUUCCUAUUUUGGCUCCUCCAGUAUUCACUGGUUGGGCCACAUCUCCCCUGUUAACACUUCUCCAGCAAAAGUAUCCCAAACCUUCACCUGGGCAGGUGGCAUCUUCAGAAAAGGAGUUCCCAAGGGAGACGGGAAUUUCAGCCAUUAGCAUGGGGGAGUGUGGUGACUGAAUUUGACACAUACAGGGGGUGAGGAGAAACGGCUGGCAAAACAGAUGAGAAAAUAGUGGCAAGAGGUGAAAAGGAGGAUAUAAUUGGAUAGGACAGAGGGCAGAAUUGAUGGAAAGGGGGUAAGGAAUCAUAAUAGGAGAAACAAGAGACUCCAGAUGCUGGAAACCUGAAACAACACACAAAAAGCUGGAGGAACUCAAUGGGUCAAGCAGCAUCUAUGGAGGGAAAUGCACAGUCGAUGUUUUGGGUCGAGACCCUCCAUGAGGACCUGCUGAAUUCCUCCAGCUUUUUGUGUGUUGCUAAGGAAUUGUAAAUGGAGGGUGCAGACGAGAGAAAAUGACUUGCAAAGGGAAAGUAUGUAAGAGAAACUACAUUACCAGGGGAGAAGAGGGAGAAAUGAUUGGCAUGGGGGGGGGGGGCACCAGAAUGUACCAGAAAGAAGGAAAUAGAUGCCUCGGAAGUGGUUGGCAGUGAAAGGGGAAAUGGUUCAAAAUUAAAUAAAGGGGGAAUAGGGAAAAUGAACUAAAGAGGGGUGGAAAAUGAUGCGAAUGCACAGCACAACAGGAAAGAGAAAACUGCCUUAGUAUUGUUGGGUAAAGACUAAAGGGGAAAAUAGGUGGUAAUGAAGGAGCAAAAAGAAGAGGAAGAAGCUGGAGAGAACCCUAGAGUGGGCGGAUAGCUGAGGAGAUGCUUUAUCGUGGAGAAGGCCUUUGAGAGUAACUCCUUUCUGAACCAGCAAAUCAUAUGUUUGAGAACUUAAAUCCCAUCAUGAUAAUUUGUGGGUUGAUAACAUAAAAAAUACCAUUAAGGCAGCCAGAUUCUACUUAAAAUCCCAAUGGAUUCCUGAAAGAUUUCCAAUGACCCCUCUAAUAUUCCAUUAAGGAAUUCAGGCAAGUUACAAAACAAUAACAAGAAAAUAUAUUAUAAAUAGUAGUAAUGACUAGGUAAUGGGUGACAAAUUUAGCUGCAUUAAUUCUGUGAAAGAUUAAUCCCCAUUUUCAGUGCAAGGCUCAGGGAUCAAGUGUACACAGAUACCUUCAGCAGAAGAUGCCAUGUGAACAACUCUACCCAGCAUCACCUUGAGGACCUUGCCAAGUUAUUUGUUUCCCUCUAUAUGACAUUACAAAGGUACUGAGUGUUUUGGACACAGGAAAGGUCAUGAGAGUGUUGCUGAAAACAUGACACCAAUACUGUCCACACCUCCCUCCAGUUCUUUCACCUGGCAAUGUGAAAAUUGCUUAGGUACGUCCUGUCCACCAGCCAAUUACUGCUCUGUCAGUCAUCAGCAAAGCAAUGAGAGGAUUAAUCAAUAGUUACCUUAGGUGACAUCUAUUCGACAUUAACAUUCACUGAUGCUAAAUGCUGGAGGAAAAAUUAGAGUUAUUGGUCCCGACAUUAAGACAGCAUUCAAUCAAUAUCACAACAAGAAGCUGUAGCAAACCACCCCCCCCCCCCCCCCCAGUGAUUACUCAUGCCUGAAUCACACAGGAAGAUGUGAUUGAUUGCAGGCCAAUUAACACAAUGCCAAAAUACCACUGUGAAGAAGUUCCCCAUCACGAUGUCCCUGAUCCAAUAAUGUUCAGCUGGUUUUUAAUCGAUAUUCUUCUAUUUGUCAUUUUUGGGCACAGUUAGUUUGAGUUUAAUUCCUAAAAUCAUAAAGCACCUCAUGUGAUCCUACAGUAUGGUCAAGGCCAAUGUGAGUACAAAAUGUUAGCCCACUCCUGAACCAUCUCAAGGAAGAAAAUACAGGGGCAUCUCCCCCAAAGUUUAACUUCACUGGCAGCAAAUUUAAGACUAUCAAUAUUUUGGGAAUCAUCAUUGCCCAAAGAAUUUAACUCAACCAGCCAGGUUCAUACUGUAACUGCGAAGACGAGGCACAAGCAAGUUACUCUGCAAUGAAUGUCUCACCUCCUGACUCCCCCAAAACUUUGAAAAAUUGAGCACAAGCAACUCAUAAUCUAUUGACUACUAGAUGAAAAACUGUGAACAAUUUAUUGCAGUCAUGAAAGAUGGGCUCCAACCCCUUCAAGCUUCUGUGCCCCAAGCUGAUAAAAUUAAUGUGACCCAAUGUCUCUCUGAAAGAAUUUUAAAAAAAAGCCAAUUCUGUGAACUAGGUAGAAAAUUAGUCAGGGUGCCAUAAUGAACAAAGCAAUGAUUUGUUGUAAUAAGAGUGAUAAUGAGAGUAACUUUUGGGUAAGUGAUGCUUUCUAGAAUUUGCAAACAACAAUCUCUUCCAUCUUUUCUUUUAAAAGAGGGAUUAAAAAUGUAUUCAGUGCUAUGUAGAAAAGUGCUUGUAAAACAAUUAGAAUGGAUUUUUAAUGUACAAGUUCAAUAAUUCCCAAUAGAACAUAUUACCGGACUACAAUUUUGUAUCUUAAGGCCUGGAUUCCCUUUGCAAGCUCUAAGUGCCUAGGUCUUUCUCUCCCUUCCAAACAAGCAGAGGAACCUUGUACACAAGUUCUGUUUGGAAUAACAUCAGGACAUUUAUUGAGUUGGCAACCCUCUUGUGAUUGCAUCUAUAUUUUUAAAACUAUAUAUUUUUAAAUGAACCUAGCUUAAAACUAUACUUGGUCAUGUUUCAUCUGCAGAUGUGGCACAGUAGAUAGAUAAUCUGAAAACUGAUUGAAGGGAGUACUGCUGGGGAGGAGGAGUUGGGCACAAAAUGGUAUAACUUAACACUAGAAAAAUGAUGACUAUUGUCCUUUGUUAUACCUAGGUUACAGCUGGAAGUAAAUUCAAGUCAGUUUCAGCAGGGGAUCACCGUAGUUACAC